This is a messenger RNA of Plasmodium vinckei vinckei, 828 nucleotides long. RefSeq names its product cyclin, putative. Lineage: Eukaryota; Apicomplexa; Aconoidasida; Haemosporida; Plasmodiidae. Gene Ontology annotation, molecular function: cyclin-dependent protein serine/threonine kinase regulator activity. The record is from RefSeq and is a predicted model, not a curated record. Gene Ontology annotation, biological process: regulation of transcription by RNA polymerase II. The transcript is spliced from 6 exons. Gene Ontology annotation, cellular component: nucleus. Bases 1 to 828 code for a protein of 275 amino acids.
AUGAUUAAUGAUAUAAUUCUAAUUAAUAAAGAAAAUAUUAAAACUCCUAGUGAAAAAAAAAAUGUUCCAAAAAUUGAUGAGAUCAAAUUAAGAAUAUAUGGGUGCCAGUUGCUACAAGAAGCUGGAAUUAUUUUAAAACGUAAGGCUGUUACAAUUGCAACAAGCCAAGUUUUGUUUCACCGUUUUUAUUUUAGAAAAUCAUUAACUGAUUUUGAUGUAAAGAUUAUUGCGCCUUCCUCAUUAUAUUUGGCCUGUAAGUUAGAAGAAAACUUUUGCAGUGUUUACAAAAUUAUCAAUACUUUUUAUUUUUUAUAUAAAUAUGAAGAAUUAAAAAGUAAGCAUUAUUAUUUUGAUGUGAAAAACAUCAAGAUAGACCAUUUUAAAAUCGACGUCGAAUCACAGGAAUAUAAAGACAUGAAAGUUGAAAUUUUUACAUAUGAACUUUUGAUAUUAAAAGAUAUAGGAUUUUUAAUUCAUAAAAUAAACCAACACCCACACUCAUUUCUUUUACCUUAUAUUCAUACGCUUUUUAAUAACUUAAACCAAUUUGAUAAUGAGAUGACAAAGAAGUUAGCACAAAUAUCAUGGGGAUUUUUAAAUGAUAGCAUGAGAACAACUUUGUGUUGCGAGUAUCAACCACGCUGCAUUGCAGUAGCUAGCAUAUUUUUGGCAGCUUAUAAACUAAAUAUACCAUUAGUCAAGGAAACUAAUUGGUUCAAGCUUUUUGAUGUAGAUUAUGAUGACAUAAAAAAAAUAUGCAUUCGAAUCUUACAAUUAUACAAAAUAGGACGAUGUCAUUAUAUAAAUAUUUUAACAAAGGAAAAAUAG